AUGGCAACGGCCAUAAUGACGGAUUUAGGUGGAAUACCUACAUUUGAUUGCCACGGGGAGCAAACUACAGUCGGUGUGCGAUGGACAAAAUGGCGGCGCGCAUUCGAACUUUUCAUAGCAGGAAAAGGCGUGAAGGAUGCUGCACAGAAGAAAGCAUUACUGUUACAUUGUGGUGGGAUGGAGAUGCAGGACAUUUUCUUUACGUUUACACUGGAAGAUCCAGGGGAAAAUCAGACUGUGUACGAUGUCGCGAUGAAGAAAUUAGACGACCAUUUCAAACCACAGGUAAAUGAUGCAUAUGAGAGACAUUUAUUUCGCGCUAUGAAACAGUCCCAAAAUGAAACAAUAGAUCAAUUUGUUACAAGACUGAGACAAAAAGCUGAAUUUUGUGGAUAUGGCACGAAAACAGAUGAGAGUAUCAGAGACCAAGUCAUUGAAAAAUGUAGCUCCUCUGUUCUGAGACGUAAACUUUUAGAAAGGGGUAAGGAUCUCACACUCGAAAAAUUACAAACAAUCGCUAGAGCUCUUGAAGCAAGUGAAACACAGGCGUUUACCAUGGAAAACAUAAAAUCUGAAGUGAAUCACGUGCAAGUUAAGGGGUCACGUUCAUGUAAAGCGUCAGUAACAAAGAAACCAAGUUCAGAUAAACGAUGCUAUAGAUGCGAUCGAGAAGGACAUAACCAAUCAAGUGACAGAUGUCCAGCAAAAGGGAAAGAGUGUCACAAGUGUGGACGUACAGGUCAUUUUGCCAAAUGUUGUAAGUCUGGAACUGUGAAUAAACCAACUAAGGGGGCGCAGUAG
This is a messenger RNA of Ostrea edulis (European flat oyster), 801 nucleotides long. RefSeq lists its product as uncharacterized. The transcript has a single exon. Gene Ontology annotation, molecular function: zinc ion binding; nucleic acid binding. Bases 1 to 801 code for a protein of 266 amino acids. The record is from RefSeq and is a predicted model, not a curated record. Lineage: Eukaryota; Metazoa; Mollusca; Bivalvia; Ostreida; Ostreidae.